GUUAUGAAGCAGUCCUUUUCCAGGAUUACGGGUUCAGCAGGAUGGCAGCAGAUACCCCAGUUGACCUAAUUUCAAAAGUGCUGGAGCAGCAGGUGCUUCAGUCUGCCCAAAUAAUAGAGGAACAGCUAGAUGCCGAGCUCAAUAAACUGGAACAAAUGGAUGAAGAUGAGUUGGAAAGGCUUAAAGAAAAAAGACUUGAAUCUCUGAAGAGAGCUCAGCAACAGAAGCAAGAAUGGCGUGCCAAAGGGCAUGGUGAAUACAGAGAGAUUCCAAGUGAAAAAGAUUUUUUCCAGGAAGUUAAAGACAGUAAAAACGUGGUUUGUCAUUUUUACAGAGACUCUACUAUCAGAUGCAAGAUACUUGACAAGCAUUUAGCAGUUUUAGCUAAAAAGCACAUCGAAACUAAGUUUUUGAAACUUAAUGCUGAAAAAGCCCCAUUCUUGUGUGAGAGACUGCGUAUAAAAGUCCUUCCAACUCUAGCACUGUUGAAGGAUGGAAAGACCAAGGAUUAUAUUGUUGGCUUCUCUGACUUGGGAAACACUGAUGAAUUUACAACGGAGACUUUAGAGUGGAGACUAGGGUGUGCUGAUAUCAUCAGUUACAGUGGAAAUUUGAUGGAGCCUCCAUUUCAGACUUCAAAAAAGCCUGGGACAGGCAUAUUUAAAAUAGAGAAAAAAACAAUCAGAGGAAAAGCAUACGAUUCAGAUUCUGAAGAUGACUGAAGACUAUGCAUUACCUGUACAUCUUCAUGCAUUUCAUUAAUUCAAAUAUGUGCUGCACUUUCUCCUGUCAUUUUUCGUAUGAAAUGUUAAUUUAUAAAUGCCCAUAAUACAUAUUUUCAUAAAGACUUUUUGUACAUUAGUUCAGAUUUAGAGAAUGCUCAUUCAGACAUGUUUGCUGUUGGCAGAAUGUGUAACCCUUGAUGCCAGUAGCAAAUAUAAGCUAUUAGAGGGUGGCCUAAUGGUUAAGGUGUUUGCCUUACAAACACAAGGUGCA
Protopterus annectens (West African lungfish) is the source of this 996-nucleotide messenger RNA. Its product is annotated as thioredoxin domain-containing protein 9-like. Gene Ontology annotation, biological process: microtubule cytoskeleton organization. The transcript has a single exon. The record is from RefSeq and is a predicted model, not a curated record. Gene Ontology annotation, cellular component: cytoplasm. Lineage: Eukaryota; Metazoa; Chordata; Ceratodontiformes; Protopteridae. Bases 42 to 722 code for a protein of 226 amino acids.